GAUAUUAGUCAAGAGUACACGGAACCUUUAAAGGAUGAAGAGGUACGCCCAAUUAUCAUAGAAGCUCUGGCAGGCGGAAUUGACACUACUGCAAACGUAUUUAGCUUUUCCAUCUAUUACCUUGCUCACUACCCCAGUAUUAAAGAUCGUCUACUCCAAGAGAUUGAUGAUUUUUAUAACCAGAAUCAAAACAGAUCGCUUACAUAUGACGAUUUACCAAAUCUGAUAUAUUGCGAGGCUGUGAUUAAAGAAGUGUCUCGUGUAAUGACUACGGCACCCUUUUUAAGUCGUUACAGCACUGAACCGGACGUAAUAGGGAAUAUCCAGUGGGAUGCAGAUACGCAUUAUUUGAUUUUUACUCCAGGAAUUCAUUUAAAUGAGAAUUAUUGGGAAGAACCCAAAGAAUUCAAUGUCGAUAGAUUCAUCAGUAUCGAUGAGCAACAACAACAACAGAGCGGAAAGAAUAAUUUGAUCAUGUGGGGCGGUGGUUUAAGACAGUGUCCUGGUAGAAAAUUGGCGAUGCUUGAAUUAAAGUGCUUUCUGGUUUCGAUGUUCAGAAAUUGGGAUGUUGAAUUAUUAGAU
Acaulospora colombiana is the source of this 582-nucleotide messenger RNA. The record is from the annotation of a GenBank genome assembly. Lineage: Eukaryota; Fungi; Glomeromycota; Glomeromycetes; Diversisporales; Acaulosporaceae.